This is a messenger RNA of Aedes aegypti (yellow fever mosquito), 1418 nucleotides long. It is a transcript of the gene HDAC11, whose product is annotated as histone deacetylase 11. The record is from RefSeq and is a predicted model, not a curated record. Gene Ontology annotation, molecular function: histone deacetylase activity. The transcript is spliced from 2 exons. The coding region runs from base 128 to 1204 and encodes 358 amino acids. NCBI's taxonomy places the organism in Eukaryota, Metazoa, Arthropoda, Insecta, Diptera, Culicidae.
CCCAUUCAAUAUGACGUCUCAGCAUUCGUCCACUCCGUGAUAAUUUUAGUUAGGUGCCAUCCGGAGAGGAAUACAAAAAAUCCGUGUAAAUUCAAACGAUUUUCGUGUCCAUCGCCAGCAGGACGGAAUGUGUUUGAAGCUGAGUUGCUCAUCGAACAUGAGUUCCGUGGAGGACGAAGACGAGGAAGGCAAACGAAACGGAAAACGCCCAGAAGAUGGGCAGAAUCUACGCAGUGGUGAUAAACUACCCAUAGUUUACCGGCCGGAAUACGGAGUGGAGUUUUGUGGCCUCCAGCGGUUGCAUCCGUUCGAUGCGGCCAAAGGUGGAAACAUAUACCGGCUGUUAAAGGCCGGAAAACUGAUUGGCAGCGACAGCGAUGUCCACCGGCCUCGCGAGAUAACCGUAGAUGAACUGCUGGAUGUUCACACGAAGCGAUACAUUGAGAGUUUGAAGUGGAGCAUCAAUGUCGCCAAGAUAGCGGAGAUUCCACCGUUGAUAUUCGUGCCAAAUUAUUUCGUCCAGCGAAGCUAUCUCCGUCCGAUGAGAUACCAGACGUUCGGAUCGAUACUGGCGGCCAAGUGCGCCUUGGAGGGCUCUUGCGGCACGGGAUGGGCCAUCAAUCUGGGCGGCGGGUUUCACCACUGCAGUGCCGACGACGGUGGUGGAUUUUGUCCCUAUGCGGACAUUACGUUGAUCGUCCGGAUGUUGCAGUCCAGUGGCAAGGGAAUUGAGCGGAUAAUGAUCGUAGAUUUGGACGCUCACCAGGGUAAUGGUUAUGCUCGGGACCUGAUGGAUGACAGUGGGGUGUUCAUAAUGGACAUGUACAACUAUCGGAUCUACCCGAGGGAUCACGAGGCCAAGCUAGCGAUCAAGAGGGCCGUUGAGCUGAAGCCCCACGUUGGGGACGAAGAAUAUCUGCGAAAGUUGAGAACCAAUUUGGCGCUGUCGUUUGAUGAGUUUCGACCGAACUUCCUGAUCUACAAUGCUGGCACUGAUGUGCUGAAGGGUGACCCGUUGGGAAUAUUGGACAUUACCGGUCAGGGAGUGAUCGAGAGAGACGAAAUCGUUUUCGAGAUGGCACGCGAUCGGGGGGUGCCGUUGGUGAUGCUCCUGAGCGGAGGAUACCUUCGGAGUUCGGCGCGGGUCAUUGCGGACUCGAUUCUCAAUCUGUACGCCAAGGAUUUGCUACCAGUGGCUAAGUAAUGGUGAGAAGUGGUUGGAAAAGCGAAUCAAACUAGUCUGAAUGGAACGAAAUGUGAUGCAUGCUGUCUUUUGGAACUUGGAAAAGCAGUAUUAUGUUAAGAGAAUAGCUUUAAAUGUGCUUGAAACAUUCCAUAUUUGUAACUUCUAAUGUAAACGAUGCAAUUCGGGUACCUAUUACCUUCCAAUAAACCUGUUUCUAAUAUCUGAUACUCAA